ACAGAAGGGCUGGUGGUCCCAAGAGCUUGUUAUCCGGGCGUGUGAGCGAUCUGGGGAGCAGAAAGCGGCUCCUACAGCCAUGGGUUGUUUCCGAACUUCACCAAGCCGUUCCUGGAUUUAUCCCACCAUGAUCCUCUGCUUAUUUGGAUUUUUCUCCAUGAUGAGACCCUCAGAUCCCUUCCUUAUCCCUUAUUUAUCUGGACCAGAUAAAAAUCUGACUAGCGCAGAGAUCACAAAUGAGAUUUUUCCUGUGUGGACAUACUCUUACUUGGUGCUGCUGCUCCCCGUGUUUAUCUUCACCGAUUACGUCCGCUACAAGCCGAUCAUCAUCUUACAAGGGAUUAGCUUUGUCAUUACCUGGCUGCUACUCUUGUUUGGCCAAGGAGUGAAGACCAUGCAGGUUGUGGAGUUCUUCUAUGGGAUCAUUACCGCCACCAAGGUGGCCUACUAUGCCUACAUUUACAGCGUGGUCAGCCCAGAACACUAUCAGAAAGUGAGCGAUUACUGCAGGAGCAUCACGCUGGUGGCCUACACGGCAGCCUCGGUGCUGGCUCAGCUCUUGGUAUCUCUGGCCAAUCUAUCCUACUUUUACCUCAAUGUCAUAUCCUUGGCGUCUGUCUCCAUGGCCUUCCUUCUCUCAUUUUUUAUACCAAUGCCCCAGAAAAGCAUGUUUUUUCAUGCAAAACCCAGAAAAGAAGUAGAGAAGCCGUCAUAUGUGAAUGAGGCGUUAGAUGAACCUCAUGAGGGUGAAGCAGCAGGUUAUGGGGAGGAGAAACCAACUUCAGUAAUACCUACCAUCUCGAGGAACCUGGAUGAUGGCUGGUUGAGGAGCCCAAAGCCAAAAAAUGUAGCUUUCAAAGUUUUUGUGCAGUGGUUCCAAGAUUUGAAAGAGGGCUACUCCUCAAAGCGUCUUUUUUACUGGUCCCUGUGGUGGGCUUUUUCCACAGCAGAUUUUAACCAGAUUUUCAACUAUGUUCAAAUCCUGUGGGAUUACAAGGCACCAUCCCAAAAUUCUUCCGUCUAUAAUGGGGCAAUAGAGGCUAUCGCAACCUUUGGAGGGGCUGUGGCUGCCUUUGCAGUGGAUUAUGUGAAAGUCAACUGGGACCUUCUGGGAGAGUUGGCUCUGGCGAUCUUCUCAGUUGUCAAUGCAGGCUCUCUCUUUCUCAUGCAUUACACAACCAACAUCUGGGCAUGCUACGCUGGCUAUUUAAUAUUCAAAACCAGCUAUAUUCUCCUUAUAACCAUAGCAGUAUUUCAGAUCACUGUUAAUCUGAGCGUGGAACGCUAUGCCCUGGUGUUUGGAAUCAACACCUUCCUUGCCCUGGUGAUUCGGACCCUUAUAACUGUGAUCAUAGUGGAUCAGAGAGGGCUCAACCUGCCAAUCAGCAUUCAGUUUUUAGUUUAUGGGAGUUAUUUUGCAGUCAUUGCUGGAAUUUUCUUAAUGAGAAGUAUAUACAUUAUCUAUGCAGCCAAAUGCCAAAAGAAGGUGCAGAGCUCUGCUACAAGUCAGAAUCCAUAUGGACCACACCCAGAGCAACUGAGGGAUGUCAUCAUGGAAACAAAGCUCUAAUCUUUUGUCAACUAUUACAACCUCUGCGCGAGAACUAUGCUGGUCACAAAGCCACUAAGUGCCAUAAAUUCAUAUGCUUUACAAGCGUGGUUUCCAAUGUACCUUUUCAAAACCACAACGAAAUGUCAGCUUUAGACCAGAUAUCUGUGUGCCCAGCUGAACUAGAUGCAGUCAACCGGGCCCAUCAUCUCAAUGAAACAACCCAUGUUGGCAACCCCAGUGAAUAGCAAUGACUGAAAAAUUCUGGUUUUGAUCACUUGCAAAAACAUGCAAAGGCGUGGAAAGAAACCAUGAGAAAGCUCCGGUCAUCCUGGAGUUGAUGUUCCCCAUUUGUGAGCAGAAACACUAACUGGACUGACCCUGUUGCUUGGCUUAGAUAUUUGUUUUACCUUACCAAAACAGGCAACACAUGUGGUGUUUUUGUCACAUGAGCCAUUUUUCUUCUUCCAUUACGUAUAUUUCUUUAUAACUUACAGUUCUCUGAGAUAAUUACAAGGUUUUGUCCCAUUUCUAAGGACUCUUCUUCAAUCUUGAUAACAUAGCACCAUUCACAAACUAUUAUUUGAUAAUAUCACCAUUUAAUUUUUUCAUGAUUAGUUUUUAUUUUGUGCUCAGCUGAGCUUAGUUGUUGAAACUCUACCUCAGGAAUAGCUUCAGACACUCCUGUGUGUCCACAGAAUGACAUUCAUGUCAAUUCCCAGUGGCCCUAGGAGAGGUAAUGAGCUUUCUCUCUACCGUGAGCUCAGGGAGGUGUUUUAAUGCUAUGUCAGGGUGAUGUCUGUCUAAAACAGAAAAACUGAAAUAGAAAUGUCCAAGGGGUUUCUAGAAGUAUUUGUAAAAUACUAAGAAAACACUCAUGAGGGGGACCUUUAAUUUUUCAAUGGUAGAGAUUGUGCUAUAUAAAAUAAUGCAUGCAAAAAUAUUAAAGAGCCUUUCUAAUUUUUUGAUGAAUUGCGCAGAAAAUUGUCUUUCCUUUGAAACUUCAGUAGAGGAUGCAUUGAGCAUUCUGUCACUGGGAAUAAAGAAUGCUGUUUCAAGAUUUGUAUUUCAAAUAUAUUUUUCUCCAAGUCCCAAAAUUCAAUCACUGGACUGAAAAUAAAAUUCAGCCCCAAAGCCAACACGCUCAUUUAGUGGAGAGAACUAAAAACAUUCCUACAUACAUCAAAAGCAAGGAAAAGAUGACCGGUAUUAUCCUUCUUACUUAACUUGUUGUGCUGAAGGCAUUAGCCAACACAAUUAGACAAGCAAAAAAAAAUUAGAAGUCAGAACUUAGAAAGGAGAAGGCAAAAUUAUUAUUAUUCCAGAGGCUAGAAGCCUAUACCCGAGAGACUCAACUAAAAACCAAGAUAGUAGUAUAGGAAAUAAGUAUAUCAAAACAAACAGCUUUCAUGAUAAACUGUCUAGAAGAUACAUGGGCCUAAAAGACCCCAUUUCUAAUAGCACAAAAAUAAUAUGAUUUAUAAGAUUACAUUUAAUUACUUAAUAAUUUCAUAAAAGUGUAGGACAUAUAUGAAUAUACCUGAAAACACUUUUAAAGAUGAACGCUUUUUAAAGUGGAAAAAUGAGAUUAAAUUAUUUGCAGAAAGUGAAAUCCUACUGUAAACUCUUAAUUUCAAUAACAUAGAAGCAUGAAAAGACAGUCCCAUGGGAGAGAGUAGAAAGUUUUGAAUUAGUCCCUAAUUCAUAAGGGAUUUAAGACUAUGAUAAAGAUGGCAUUCAUACUAGAUGAAGAAAAAGAGGGAGUAUUUAAUAAGAUUGGAACAAUUUUUUUUCAAAGGAAAAAUUAAGUUUGACACAGGAGUGUUCGAAUAACUCCAUCAAUAUGUAAUGUAUAUGUAUCAAUAUGCAAAUGUAAAAUAUGAAACUACAAAAAUACCAGAAGAAAAUAUGUAAGAAUUAUUUUAUGACCACAAGAGCUUUAAAAGGAAAAUAAAACCUAGAAAUUGUAAAAAGAUGAAUUGACAGUGUAACACUAAACUAUACAUGGAAGAAAAAACACUAUAAUUUGGGCUGGCCCCAUGGCCUAGUGGUUAAGUUUGGCACGCUCUGCUUCAGCAGCCCAGAUUCAGUUCCCAGACGCAGAUCUACACCACUCAUCAGCAGCCAUGCUGUGGCUCACAUACAAAAUAGAGGAAAAUUGGCACAGAUGUUAGCUCAGGGUGAAUCUUCCUCAAGCAAAAAAACAAGAACAAAAAAAAAACAGUAUAAGCAAAGCCAAAAGACAAGUGAUAAUCUGGAGAAAAUAUUGCAACUUAUCAAAGCUACUUUCCCUAACUUAUAAAGAAACAAUGCAGCGGUACGUGUGUGUGGUGAUGGGUUGUAAUUAGUAUUUUGGUGGUGAACAUGAUGUAAUCUAUGCAGAAA
Messenger RNA from Diceros bicornis minor, 3934 nucleotides. RefSeq names its product thiamine transporter 2-like. The record is from RefSeq and is a predicted model, not a curated record. Gene Ontology annotation, biological process: transmembrane transport; vitamin transport. Gene Ontology annotation, cellular component: plasma membrane. Lineage: Eukaryota; Metazoa; Chordata; Mammalia; Perissodactyla; Rhinocerotidae. Gene Ontology annotation, molecular function: thiamine transmembrane transporter activity.